CAGUAAGUUAACAAGUGUACAGUCCACUAAUCAGCUGCUAAUUAUGAUCAGAUGAUAGGAUCAGAUUGUGAUGACUGUCAUAUUUCUCAAAAUUUUAAAAUGUAUAUACAGUAGAUAGAAUUCUCCAUCGUUAAAAUGACAGAUGUCCUACGGACCCGGUUUAACCAGAGUGCACACAGGUCACACUAAGAUUAUUCUUCUAUGUAUACAGCUAGGAAAGCUUUAUAGCUGCUGAAGAAUGUCGAGCACAGUAUGGAGACCAUUGGAAUGUUUUCAGGAAAAAUCGGGUAUGAAAACAGCACUUGUGUUAUUGAAUCAACCAAAUCCAUACAACAAACCAUUUCUGACCUCCCUCUGGAAGAAAGCUCAGUUUCGUGCCUCAGUGGAUGGAGGUACAAACCACCUGUACGACGUGUUCAAGGAUGACCUAGAUGCCUUCCUACCUGACAUAAUCACAGGGGACUUUGACUCCAUUCAGGACACGGUGAAGAAAUUCUACCAGGACAAGGGAGUGGAGUUUGUGCCUACACCAGAUCAAGAUUACACAGACUUUACAAAGGCAGUAAAAGAAGUUGGCAGAAGAAUCCAUGACAAACAGAUUGACUGCAUAUGUGUCUAUGGAACCUUUGGAGGUAGACUUGACCAUGUGUUUGGCAACAUCAACACUCUCUUUGAAGCUGAUCAAUUCACUAGUACAAAUGUACUACAAUUCUCAGACGACACCAUUGCCUUCCUCCUUCAAAAAGGUGAACACAAAAUUGAGGUGGAUCCAGCAGUUUGUGGUGAAUGGUGUGGUUUGAUCCCAGUUGGUGGGCCUUGUCAUUGUGUUACUACUCAGGGGUUGAAGUGGAAUCUUGAUAAAGGAGCUUUGCGAUUUGGCGAGUUAAUUAGCACAUCCAAUACAUUACAAAGUAAAGAAACCAACACUGUCACUGUGGAGACGGACAGUCCUCUGUUAUGGAUUAUGGGAAUUUCCAUAUAAAAAGGUAUUGAUAAAAAUAUUCAUGGA
Magallana angulata is the source of this 1009-nucleotide messenger RNA. Its product is annotated as thiamin pyrophosphokinase 1-like. Gene Ontology annotation, molecular function: ATP binding; thiamine diphosphokinase activity; thiamine binding. NCBI's taxonomy places the organism in Eukaryota, Metazoa, Mollusca, Bivalvia, Ostreida, Ostreidae. The record is from RefSeq and is a predicted model, not a curated record. Bases 239 to 982 code for a protein of 247 amino acids. The transcript has 8 exons. Gene Ontology annotation, biological process: thiamine metabolic process; thiamine diphosphate biosynthetic process.